Molecule: messenger RNA, 1018 nt
Organism: Esox lucius (northern pike)
Lineage: Eukaryota; Metazoa; Chordata; Actinopteri; Esociformes; Esocidae
Product: transcription factor 15
Exons: 2
Coding region: 178-741 (187 amino acids)
Biological process (GO): regulation of transcription by RNA polymerase II; developmental process
Molecular function (GO): DNA-binding transcription factor activity, RNA polymerase II-specific; protein dimerization activity; RNA polymerase II transcription regulatory region sequence-specific DNA binding
Source: RefSeq, a predicted model, not a curated record
ACACACACUCACUGUUAACCAUCCGGCCAAACCAUCCUAUGGGAUAUGUCAAAACAUUUUUUCCGAGGGGGAAUUCCUAUGCCAUUUCUGGCCUCAUCGGCUGCCCAUGCUCACAAAUUAAACUGUCCGCUUCUUUGAAGAAUAGUUUUUAGUAAUUUCAUAAUAAUUUCGUUUAUCAUGGCCUUUACCAUGCUUCGGCCAGUGGCAACUCAUCCCUUCUCCUGCUACCCCCCUGACCUCAACAUGAUGUCGGACGACGAGGAGAACCGCAGCGAGAGCGACGGCAGCUCUGACCAAAGCUAUGGAUGCUGUGCUUCUUCGGAGAAGGCAUGUCGUCAGCUUUCCCGCGUGAUGGGAGUUGGUGGGGUUGUUGUGGUUAAACAGCGCACCACAGCAAACGCCAGGGAGCGAGACCGAACCCAGAGCGUCAACACAGCCUUCAGCGCGCUGCGGACACUAAUACCCACGGAGCCAGUUGACCGAAAGCUCUCCAAGAUUGAAACGCUCCGGUUGGCGUCCAGCUACAUCUCGCACUUGGCCAACGUUCUUGUCUUUGGGGACGGGCGCGAGGAUGGACAGCCCUGCCUGAGUGCAGUGUAUCGUGCCCAAGGAGAUGGAGAGAAAAAGCAACCUAGAACAAUUUGCACCUUUUGCUUGAGCAAUCAGCGAAAAGUGGGGAAAGAUGGCCGGGGCUGUCUAAAAAUAAAUGGAGCUAGUGCACUUCGAAUGAGUCGAAGAUAGACACCUUUCAGACUCAAAGGAUUGUUGAAGUCUGCGCCUCAGGGAAAAAACUCUGCUAUCACACACAGAACCACACACGGACAAGAAUGCCCAUCUUUCUGAAGUUACUACUUCUCAAAAAGACGAGGUUCAGGAAGUUCAAGGUUCUUGUGCAAGAAAAGACUGCUCCUCUCCCACGAAAUGCUGUUUACGCAAAAGUAGGUCUUGGAGGAACAUUGUUAUAAAUGAGACUUUAUUUGGUUACCGUUUUUAACUCCGUUUUGUAUUUUGAUUUAAA